Messenger RNA from Echinostoma caproni, 285 nucleotides. Lineage: Eukaryota; Metazoa; Platyhelminthes; Trematoda; Plagiorchiida; Echinostomatidae. The record is from the annotation of a GenBank genome assembly.
AUGGAGCUAAACGAAGAAGUGGAACGCUUGCUCAAUGAUCUAGACAACAUUCCGAGGGAUUCGGAAGUACCCCUCAAUAUCAAGAAUCUUGUGGUCCCGCUCUUUCGGCAGGUGUCCGAGCGCGCUAAUAUCGAAGAAGAGCAUGUUGCCUCUUUACUGGUUAAUCGAAAAUGGACUGAAAGUCGAAAACAUCUUUCCCGUUAUCGAUAUUUCUUGCGUGUACUGGAACGGUUCCAUGAGAAUGAGAUGGCAUGGAAACUUUUGGAGAAGGCUCCAUCUGUGUGA